Messenger RNA from Paraglomus brasilianum, 525 nucleotides. NCBI's taxonomy places the organism in Eukaryota, Fungi, Glomeromycota, Glomeromycetes, Paraglomerales, Paraglomeraceae. The record is from the annotation of a GenBank genome assembly.
AUGGCCAGUUUUAAUGACAAAUCGAUUCACGAAAGUUAUACAUCUAACAUUUUAUCUGAUCAGGUGUAUGACAGCCUUCAUUGGGAUCAGACAUACAGUACAGACCCGGAUUACGCAAACAGUCGUUCAUUGAAUCAAACAGUUAAUAGUGACUCUAAUGCCGUUCAUUCCUAUGCGCUUUGUCAACAACCUUCCAGUCAAGUCUUUUUUCCUUCCGACAUUGGCCCUCUCAACAAUAAUAACGUUUACACGGAUGUAAAUGCACAGUUGAAUACCACGGCUUGCGGAUACGUUGAACAUAAUGAUGAAAUUAACAAUCCAAUCUCUCCGACAGACUAUAAUUUGACUGAUUACAAUUCGCCCGCCAUUCAUUAUCCUCUCCCCCAAACACCAGUUCAAACACCAUCUUCUUCCGCUCUUGCCAACAAUACUGGUAUAACGACAAAUGCUGCGAGUCACGGAUGCGUGAUAAUUAUUAUGAAAGCAGACAUCGAUUUGGAAAAACUGUUGUCCGUUAUUCAAUGA